Messenger RNA from Radiomyces spectabilis, 918 nucleotides. Its product is annotated as mitochondrial carrier domain-containing protein. Lineage: Eukaryota; Fungi; Mucoromycota; Mucoromycetes; Mucorales; Radiomycetaceae. Bases 1 to 918 code for a protein of 305 amino acids. Gene Ontology annotation, biological process: transport. The transcript has 8 exons. The record is from RefSeq and is a predicted model, not a curated record. Gene Ontology annotation, molecular function: transmembrane transporter activity.
AUGGCCACAACUGCCACCGAAGCACUUCCCGUAGGAUUCGCGAUACCCAAAGUUGCCCAAGAUCUCGUUGCUGGCACCGUUGGUGGUUGGGCACAAGUCGUGGUUGGGCAUCCCUUCGAUACCUUGAAGGUGCGUCUGCAAACCCAACCUUCACCACCUAUUUAUCGCAACGCUAUGGACUGUUUCCGCCAACUGGUGGCAAAGGAAGGACCCAAAGGUCUCUACCGUGGUGUCGCUUCUCCGCUAGCUGGUAUCGGUUUUUGCAAUGCGGUUGUUUUCAUGUCCAACGGAGAGUUCCGUCGUAUAUUGCAACAAGGAGAUGCCAGCAAGGUGCUAUCAUUGGGUGAGAUCGCUAUUGCAGGCUCUCUAGCCGGUACAGUGAUGGCCUUCUGCAACUGUCCCAUUGAGUUGUUGAAGGUGAAGCUGCAAACGCAGGAUCCGGCUGGUGUCAUUGGUGCUUCUGGAAAGCUUGAACCUCCUUAUAAAGGAGUUUUGGACUGUGGUAUGCGAACUGUUCGAGCCAACGGACCUCAGGGCGUGUAUCGUGGUUUGGGCAUCACUUUGUUGAGAGAUUCUCCCAGUUACGCUUUUUAUUUCGUCACAUAUGAAGGAUUGAAGCGAGUGUUCCAGUCCAUGAAGUCUGAUCCAAAUGCUGAACUUUCGACGUUGGAUCUGUUAAUGGCCGGUGGUUUGGCCGGUUUCGGUGCAUGGAUUCCCGCUUAUCCUCAGGAUGUCAUCAAAAGCCGUAUACAAAACGACGUCAGAAUCAAAUCGGUGUCAGCCGCUGUGCGAUCGUUGUUACGAGAAGGUGGUCCCAGGGCAUUCUUCAAUGGCGUCGGCCCUACCAUGGCCAGAGCUUUCCCCGCCAAUGCAGCCACUUUCUUUGCAUAUGAAAUGACCAUGAAGGCUAUGAGCUAA